UAAAGAUAUAAAUAGGAGUAUCCUAAGCAGUAAGCAAUUUCUGCUAACUCGCUUAGCAACAGUUAAAUGUCGAUGCAGCAAUAAGAUACGACAAAGAAAGUAUGUAAUAAUUUUAGUUAAUUUAAACUCUACUAUCGCAGCAGGAAUCAUUCGAAAUCGACAAUAAUUGUUGGAAGUGAAGUGCAAAAAUAAUCUAUUAUCAAGAUGCCUAACAUUAUAAAUGAUAUUAAAUUGGAUUUUAAAGAUGUUUUAUUACGUCCUAAAAGAAGUACAUUAAAAAGUAGAUCUGAAGUUGAUUUAUAUAGAGAAAUUACAUUUCGUAAUUCAAAACAAACUUAUAGAGGAAUACCUGUAAUGGCUUCAAAUAUGGAUACAGUAGGAACAUUUGAAAUGGCAAAAGUUUUAUCAAAGCAUGGCUUGUUCACUACUGUUCACAAAUAUUACACGGCAGAAGAGUGGAAAGAGUUUGCUGCCAAAAAUUCUGACUGUCUUAAAAAUGUAGCCGCAAGUUCUGGCACAGGGAAAGAAGAUUUCGAACGAUUAUCAAACAUUCUAGCAGCUGUUCCUGAAUUAUCUUUUAUUUGUUUAGAUGUUGCCAAUGGAUAUUCACAACAUUUUGUUGAAUAUGUUAGAAAAGUGAGAUCAGAAUAUCCUAGGCACACAAUAAUCGCAGGAAAUGUGGUAACAGGUGAAAUGGUAGAAGAGCUAAUACUAUCUGGAGCAGAUGUGAUUAAAGUAGGAAUUGGUCCUGGAUCUGUAUGCACUACGAGAAUGAAAACUGGUGUAGGGUACCCACAAGUAAGUGCUGUGAUUGAAUGUGCGGAUGCUGCUCAUGGCUUGAAAGGACACAUCAUUUCCGAUGGAGGUUGCACUUGUCCAGGUGAUUUAGCAAAGGCUUUUGGUGCAGGGGCAGAUUUUGUAAUGGCAGGUGGUAUGUUUGCUGGACAUGAUGAAUGUGGAGGAGAAAUUAUAGAGAAGAAUGGGAGAAAAGUUAAACUUUUCUAUGGUAUGGCUUCAAGUACAGCAAUGAAGAAACAUGCGGGAGGUGUUGCUGAGUACAGAUCGUCCGAAGGUAAAACGGUGGAAGUACCUUAUAAAGGAUUUGUGGAAAACACUAUAUUAGACAUACUUGGUGGUUUACGUUCUGCUUGCACCUAUACAGGAGCUCAAAAAUUGCGUGAAUUACCGCGUCGGGCUACAUUUAUACGUUGUACACAACAGUUAAAUCCAAUGUAUGGUCCACCUCCAGAAAUCUGAAUUUAUUUUAAUCAUCUAAUUUGAUGUAGUAGAAUUUUAGAAAGAAAUAUUUACUUAUUCAGUCAAUUAACAAAUACUAUUAUUUGCUGGCAAAUAAUGUUUAUGAAAAAAUUUAAAAGCUGUAACUAACAUACAUGUAUUGUAUACAUUUCAAUGAUAGCUUGAAAUUGUAUUAAAUUUAAUGAGUUCUGAAAGGUAAAGUUUAAAAGCACAAAUAUAUUUUCGU
Messenger RNA from Osmia lignaria (orchard mason bee), 1483 nucleotides. Its product is annotated as GMP reductase 1. Gene Ontology annotation, molecular function: GMP reductase activity. Gene Ontology annotation, cellular component: GMP reductase complex. Lineage: Eukaryota; Metazoa; Arthropoda; Insecta; Hymenoptera; Megachilidae. The record is from RefSeq and is a predicted model, not a curated record. Gene Ontology annotation, biological process: nucleotide metabolic process.